Messenger RNA from Dermatophagoides farinae (American house dust mite), 1048 nucleotides. Lineage: Eukaryota; Metazoa; Arthropoda; Arachnida; Sarcoptiformes; Pyroglyphidae. The record is from RefSeq and is a predicted model, not a curated record.
CACGUUUUUUAAUUUGAACCAAAAAAAAAUCAUGGCAUUUCUUGGAAUUCUUGAUGAAAAAAUUAAAAUCAUCGAUCAGCAUGAACAAUGUUCUUGGAUGGACAAUAAAAUAGGUGGCCAACCUAUUUUUAGUCCUGAUUUUGAUGUAACAAAAUUAAUGGAAAAUGAUCGAUUUCAAUGUACCGAAUGUUCAAAUCAUAUGGUGUUUAUAUUGCAAAUUUAUUGUCCCAUAGACGAUUCCAAUGAUGAUCGAAUUUUAUAUUUCUUUUCCUGUGUAAACAAAAAUUGUUCAAACAAACAAUGUCGAUUAUUUCGUAUUGUUACCAAAGAGAAACAAACAAUGAAAAAAAUGGAAACAAAAUUAUUCGACGAUGAUUGGGGUGAUGAUGGCCAAUCAUUGAUCAAUGAUUCAACUUUAACAGAAUCUUCAAGUGAAAGUAUCAUUACGAAAAAAUAUGAUUUUGAAAAAUAUUCACAUUUCAUUCCACAUUAUAUUUCUGUCAUAGAUGAACCAUCGAAUGAAUCGAUUGAUAAAGAAAAAUAUGAAAAAAUAGCUAAACAAAUAGUGAUUGUUGAAGAAAAUAAUUCUAUCACUGAAGAAUAUGAAAAACAUUAUCCAGAAGCAUUUAAAAAUGAUAAAGAUAAUUAUAGAUUCUAUAAACAGUUACGUAAAUGUCCAGAACAAAUAAUGCGAUAUGAAUGGUCAGGUAAACCAUUAAAACCAUCGAACAAAGCAAACAUUGAAACAUCUGAACCAUGUAAAAAUUGUGGAUCAACAAGAGUUUUUGAAGUUCAAUUGAUGCCAUCGUUGAUCAAUAUUUUAUGGAAUAACAAAAAGAAAACGAUUGAAAAUGAUGAUGAUACAUCAUUGGAUUUUGAAACAAUAUUGUUCUAUACUUGUGGUAGAAAUUGCAAUCGGACUGAUAAUAUUCAUGAAGAACAGGUAUUUGUAUUCAAAGAAAAUUGUCCAACAUUAAACGAGCAAUCGUUUGAGUUUAUUCCUGAACAAAAAAACCAAAAAACAAAAUAAAUGAUCAAAUCAAAUCAA